Messenger RNA from Zingiber officinale, 1203 nucleotides. RefSeq names its product NADPH-dependent pterin aldehyde reductase-like. NCBI's taxonomy places the organism in Eukaryota, Viridiplantae, Streptophyta, Magnoliopsida, Zingiberales, Zingiberaceae. Gene Ontology annotation, molecular function: oxidoreductase activity, acting on the CH-OH group of donors, NAD or NADP as acceptor. Gene Ontology annotation, cellular component: cytosol. Gene Ontology annotation, biological process: folic acid-containing compound metabolic process. The record is from RefSeq and is a predicted model, not a curated record. Bases 88 to 858 code for a protein of 256 amino acids. The transcript is spliced from 6 exons.
GGGCUUAAACCCCUAACUGGACUGCAAGGCCUCGCUGAUCCGAUCUUCUUCCGCAGAGUUCGAGCGAAAAGGACGACGGCGAAGAGGAUGCCGACCGCCCCAGCAGCAAUAGCGGCGGGAUUGAAGGGGGGAGCGGCGCCACCGAAGACGGUGCUUGUGACUGGGGCAAGCCGUGGUCUCGGCCGUGCGCUCGUACUCGAGCUGGCCAAGCGCGGCCACGUCGUCAUCGGCUGCCUGCGCUCCGCUGAGAAAGUUAAAUCUCUCGAAUCCGAGUUGAUGGCUUUUACUCCCAACGCUUCCUCCUCUUCCGCUGCUCCUCCCUUCAAGCAUUUCGUUGCCGAUCUAGACGUGAGAUCGGAUAGCAGUGUUAAGGAGUUGGCUAAGCUUGUUGUGGAGUCGGGACGAGUGCCUGAUAUCAUCGUGAAUAAUGCAGGCACUAUAAAUAAAAACAAUAAAUUUUGGCAAGUUCCAGCAGAAGAAUUUGACAUGGUCAUAGAUACCAAUGUGAAAGGAAUUGCAAAUAUAAUGCGCCACUUUUUACCCCUUAUGAUAGAAAAGAAGCAUGGUAUCAUUGUGAAUAUUUCUUCUGGUUGGGGGAGAUCUGCAGCUGCAGAGGUUGCCCCAUACUGUGCUUCAAAAUGGGCAGUAGAAGGUUUGACGAAAUCUGUUGCAAAGGAGUUGCCUCCAGGCCUUGCAGUCGUUGCUCUCAGUCCUGGGGUGAUAAACACUGACAUGCUUACCUCAUGCUUUGGAAGUUCUGCUGCUUUAUAUCAAACUCCAGAAAAUUGGGCACCUAAUGCUGCUCAAAUGAUACUUAACUUCACAGUGGAAGAUAAUGGCGCAUCACUGACCGUGUGAAUUACCUGAGCAAAUCUGAUCUAAUUAAAAACUUAACACAUGGGCAUUGGAUAUUCGAAUUACAACCCCAAGUAGGUGGAUGCUUCCAAGAGGAGAUUGAAAUCAAAAGAAGUUAGAACCAAGUCAGGAUUGGAGAAACAGAAGUCUGCGGAAGUAGUGCUUCCCUUACUGUUAAUUCUACUGCAGCCUUUAGAAGAUGAAGAAGGUGGAGAUGUCGAUGGUUAGUGAGUUUCAAGUGGUUUAACAACCUGUACUCUGUCAUCAGUGGUGCAUUUUUACAAAGUCGAUGUAUAUUGGCAGGUUUGAAGUCUCAUGACCAGCUGCUUAUCGUCCUUUGUCAGAAAA